Molecule: messenger RNA, 1707 nt
Organism: Diospyros lotus (date-plum)
Lineage: Eukaryota; Viridiplantae; Streptophyta; Magnoliopsida; Ericales; Ebenaceae
Product: L-ascorbate oxidase homolog
Exons: 1
Coding region: 1-1707 (568 amino acids)
Molecular function (GO): oxidoreductase activity; copper ion binding
Source: RefSeq, a predicted model, not a curated record
AUGGGAACUACUAGUAGAGCCAGAUUGAGCUUGCAGUUGGCGGCCGCCGCUUUGGCAAUAUUGGUGGCGUCGUGCCUUGUUCCUGUUGGGGCGGAGGACCCUUACUUGUUCUUCGAGUGGGACGUGAGCUAUGGGGACAUUAGCCCCCUGGGUCAGCCCCAGAAAGGCAUCCUCAUCAACGGUCAAUUUCCCGGCCCCAGGAUCAACUGCACCUCCAACAACAACAUCGUCGUCAACGUCCACAAUAAUCUGGAUGAGCCUUUCCUCCUCACCUGGAGCGGCAUCCAACAACGCAAGAACUCCUGGCAGGACGGCACCCCCGGCACCAUGUGCCCCAUCCAGCCGGGCACCAACUACACCUACCGCUUCCAAGUCAAGGAUCAAAUCGGCAGCUUCUUCUACUUCCCCACCACUUCCCUCCACCGCGCAGUAGGCGGCUUCGGCCCUCUCCAGGUCGUCAGCCGUGAUCUCAUCCCCGUCCCAUUCGACCCCCCUGCCGACGACUACUACGUCCUCAUCGGGGACUGGUACGGAAAGGACCACAAGUCCCUGCGCAACCAGCUCGACAGCGGCCGCUCCCUGGGUCGUCCUGCCGGCUUCCAUAUCCACGGCCAACACUACGACGAGUCCAACCCUCCACCCCCUCUCUACACCAUGGAGGAGGGCAAGACCUACAGGUACAGGGUGUGCAACGUCGGCAUGAAGACCUCCUUCAAUGUCCGCAUCCAGAACCACCCCAUGAAGCUGGUGGAGGUGGAGGGAUCCCACGUCGUCCAAAACAUCUACGACUCCCUCGACGUCCAUGUCGGCCAGUGCGUCUCCUUCUUGGUCACCGCCAACAAAGAGCCCAAGGACUACUUCCUUGUGGCUUCCAGCAGGUUUACCAAGGAGGCUCUCAUCAACAAGGCCAUCCUCAGGUACGCCAACGGCAAAGGAUCCGCCUCUCCAGACCUACCGCCACCCCCACCGGAGUCAGCAGUUGGAAUCGCCUGGUCCACCAACCAGUUCCGCUCCUUCCGAUGGAACUUGACGGCCAGCGCUGCCCGCCCCAACCCCCAGGGAUCCUACCACUACGGCGGCAUCAACAUCACUCGCACCAUCAAGCUGGUCAACUCUAGGGAGCGAGUGGACGGCAAGCUGCGCUACGCAAUCAACGGAGUGUCGCACGUGGACUCGACCACCCCGCUGAAGCUGGUGGAGUACUAUGGCGUGCAAGAUAAGGUGUUCAAGUACGACACCAUCAAGGACGACCCAGGAAGUGAGGCACCCUCGAAGGUGCUGUUACAGCCCAAUGUGCUCAACGCGACAUUCCGCAACUUCGUGGAGAUCAUAUUCGAGAACAGGGAGAAGACGAUCCAGACAUGGCACCUGGACGGGUACAGCUUCUUCGCAGUGGCGAUGGAGCCGGGGAGGUGGAGCCCGGAGAAGAGGAAGAACUACAACCUACUGGAUGCGCUAAGCAGGCACAACGUGCAAGUGUACCCGGGGUCAUGGUCGGCGGUGAUGUUGACGCUGGACAAUGCGGGGAUGUGGAAUUUGAGAUCGGAGAUGUGGGAGAGGUUCUACUUGGGGCAGCAGCUCUACGUGAGCGUGCUAUCGCCGGAACGCUCCCUAAGGGACGAGUACAACCUGCCGGACACCACCUUGCUGUGUGGCAUCGUGAAGGACCUGCCGAAGCCCCCGCCCUACAGCAUUGGCCUCUUCUAA